Molecule: messenger RNA, 651 nt
Organism: Oikopleura dioica
Lineage: Eukaryota; Metazoa; Chordata; Appendicularia; Copelata; Oikopleuridae
Source: the annotation of a GenBank genome assembly
AUGCAGUGCCAAUCUAUCUGUCCGAUUUGGUCCCUCACUUCCAGGUUUUUUACUCAGGUUGCCGAGCCCAGCUACGAACAUGGCGACAAACUCUGCGAUCCAGAAACUUACCAGCGUGAAUACGAGCUUACCCGACAAGUCCAGGCUGCUUUCCUAGCCAGAGAGAACGAGUUCGUGGAAAUGGUCGAAGAAGGCAAACGAAGCUACCAAGAAGCAUCGGAACUGCACGGCAGCCAAGACUCGAAUAGAUUUUCAUGUCAAGGUGAAGAUCGUCUUCUGGACGAGUAUGGACAGGAAGUGAACAGGUACACGACUUGCUUCUGCGACGAGAAAGAUUUGUGCGACUGGAGAGGCGUCGCCCAAGAAGCGAAAUGCAAGAACCCAGAGAAGGUGCGCGAAGAACUCGUUUCCAGCGUCAACAAGGGCUUCGUCAAAGCCUAUCUCAAAGAAGAAAUGACGCCGAUCAUGCUGAAGGUCUCGAAAAGCACUGGUGGAAACAUCCGCCGCGUCAUUAAAAAGUCGAAAAAGCUCCGGAAGCAAGUUUUGAAGGCGAUUCCAUCUUCGGAUGAUGGUUUGACCGAGUUCUUCGACCAAAAGGACAAACUGCAGAUCAUCAAUGACGUUCCGCAAAGGGCUCUAAAUAUUGAUUGA